AUGUUUGUUUGUCACCGUUGUAAUACCGAUGCUAGAGUGCAAUGUACCCAAUGCCUCAACAAAUAUGAUUACCCUUGUUCUGGCAUAACUGAGGCUGGUUAUCGAAGACUCGGUGAGAAAAAGCAGGCCACUUGGAAGUGCAGUCAGUGCAGAGUAAGUGGUGGUAGAUCUACGAGUCCGGCAUGUAUUCAAAUCGAUACACCAGUUGUUGGUCAGGUGCUGGCGCAUGAUGAUUUAAGUGAUAUUCGUCUCGAAUUAACGAAACUCAGGGAGCAAACGGCAUCUCUGCCGCAACUAAUCGAGAAUGUUAAAAUAAUCCAGAGCAGUCUCUCAGAACUCGUGUCUAUUAAGAACGAAAUGGCUGAUGUCAAGAAUUCCCUAAACUAUGUACAUACUACGGUGGAUCAGCUCAGCACCAAGCUUUUGGAAGUCGAUCAAGAGAUCCAGUCAUUACAGAAAUCAAAAGAUGAUAUAGCGCGACUUGAGCACCGCCUUGGUAGGAUUGAAGCCUCCUUGCAAGAGAGCGAACAAAGGUCCCGUAUGAACAAUAUAGAGAUUAAAGGUGUUCCUGUCACUAACUCUGAGAACCUCUUCAAUAUUGUAGCGAAGAUCAGUGAUAAGGUUGGCUGCAGAAUUGCUAAAGAGCAAAUAAAUUACAUCGCUAGAGUCCCGCAACGGAACAAUAAGGAUAAUAAGAACAUUAUUGUUGCCUUACAUAAUAGAUACCUUCGGGAUGACUUUAUUACAGCCGCCAAAAAACUUAGAUCCUUGACAGCUUCCGACAUUGGUCUCACAGGCAACAGCAAAAUAUACGUAAAUGACCACCUAACCUUGGAGAACAAACAGCUCUUAAAUAAGGCUAAAGUUCUAGCUAAGCAGAAAGAUUUCUCCUUCAUAUGGGUAAAAAACUGCAAGAUCCUGGCAAAAAAGAACCCAACAUCCUCUACACACGCCAUCAAGACGGACAUGGACCUAAAGAAAAUUUGCUAA
Molecule: messenger RNA, 990 nt
Organism: Aricia agestis (brown argus)
Lineage: Eukaryota; Metazoa; Arthropoda; Insecta; Lepidoptera; Lycaenidae
Exons: 1
Coding region: 1-990 (329 amino acids)
Source: RefSeq, a predicted model, not a curated record